AUGGCAACAAAAAUAAUCUACUUCACAGUGAAUGGGAGACCAGAGCAGGCUGAGUUCCCAGUCGACUGCCCGGCCCAGGACAUCAAAGAUCUCUUCCGUUCUGCAGCCGAGGCAGGACCACAUGACAUUCUGAAACUGUACAACCCCAAAGGCAACAUCAUCAACAUCUCCCCGAAUCUGGAGCCGAACAGUCCUAACUCCUGCUACAAGCUGGAGGUGGUGGCCGCCGACUGCAACAGUGACCCGUUAGGUGCAGAGCUUGCUGGCGCACUAGGAUUUGAUCUGUCAUCCAUGGAAAAAAGACUGCAGAGCCUGGAGAAGAAAAUCCUAAUCGAAGCUGGUGAGACUCCUGCAGUUGUGUAUGAGAUGAAGAAACAAGUGGAUUCUUUCAGAGAAAAACUAGAGAGUGUGGAGCAUCUAAGCUGGCUGGGGUUGUUCAAAGAUCUUUCAGAGGGAACUCACAAGCCUUCCCCAUUCUAUCACAAGAGAACCCUACAUAAAACCAGGGAGGAAUGUGAACAUGUACGGGAAAAGUUCCUGCAAAUGAGCUCUCUGGAGGUAUCAGAGGAAGUCAGGCAGUACCUAAAGACCCCAACCUUUGAUAACUGGCAGUGGGAGGAUGCAGAAAUCAUGGUGCUCCUACAGGUCAUGUACACAGAUUUAGAUUUCAUAGCGACCUUUAACAUUGAGCCAGAGGUACUGCAACAGUUCCUGUUUGAAGUCUACCGAAGAUACAACAACAUCCCUUUCCACAACUUCAAGCACUGCUUCUGUGUGACCCAGAUGAUGUAUGGUCUGAUCUGGCUGACGGACCUGAGGAGUAAGAUGGACAGUGUUGACCUGCUGAUCAUGCUGACCUCUGCAGUGUGCCACGACCUCGAUCACACAGGCUACAACAACGCCUACCAGAUAAAUGCUCGGACUGAACUUGCUCUCCGCUACAAUGACAUCUCUCCACUGGAGAACCACCACUGUGCUGUGGCCUUUGAGAUACUUGAAAGGACAGAGAGCAACAUCUUUAGAAAUCUGUCCAUGGAUCAGUACAAAAGGAUAAGGGAGGGAAUCAUCAAAUGCAUUCUGGCCACUGACAUGACGAGGCACAAUGAGAUUCUCAACAAGUUCAAGUUCAUCCUGCCUGCUUUUGACUUCACCAACAAGGAUCACAGAGAUGUGCUAAUGAUGAUCCUGAUCAAAGUGAGCGACAUAUCCAACGAGGCGCGGCCCAUGGAGGUGGCUGAGCCCUGGUUGGAUUGUCUUUUGCAGGAGUUCUACAACCAGAGCGAUGUGGAGAAGCUAGAGGGUCUUCCAGUCACCCCCUUCAUGGAUCGGGACAAAGUAACAAAGCCUUCAUCUCAAACUGGCUUCAUCAGAUUUGUCCUCCUGCCACUCUUCAUCGAGCUGGCCAACCUCUUCCCCUGUCUGGAGCUCCACAUUAUCGACCCUGUGCGGAAGGCCCUGGACUACUACACUGAAAUGGAGAAAGCACUGGACAGGGAGAAACAGAACUGGGCUCAGAGUGAGAAUGCAGCCAAGAGCAAGGAGGCAGCUGUUGGCAGACAGAACAGCCAGAUAGAAGCUGGGCCAGAGGCCUCAAAACCAGACAUACAGUGA
This is a messenger RNA of Stegastes partitus (bicolor damselfish), 1611 nucleotides long. RefSeq names its product high affinity cGMP-specific 3',5'-cyclic phosphodiesterase 9A. Bases 1 to 1611 code for a protein of 536 amino acids. The transcript has 14 exons. Lineage: Eukaryota; Metazoa; Chordata; Actinopteri; Pomacentridae. Gene Ontology annotation, biological process: signal transduction. The record is from RefSeq and is a predicted model, not a curated record. Gene Ontology annotation, molecular function: 3',5'-cyclic-nucleotide phosphodiesterase activity.